Emiliania huxleyi CCMP1516 is the source of this 696-nucleotide messenger RNA. RefSeq lists its product as hypothetical. The record is from RefSeq and is a predicted model, not a curated record. The coding region runs from base 1 to 696 and encodes 231 amino acids. The transcript is spliced from 4 exons. NCBI's taxonomy places the organism in Eukaryota, Haptophyta, Isochrysidales, Noelaerhabdaceae.
AUGGCGCGCUUUGCCUCCACGCGGCUGCGUCCACCAUCUGAGAUGCUCGACGACCACGGCAGGCCGCCGCACGACCAGGACGUGGAGGCCUUCUUCUGCUGCUGCGAGUUUGUCGACCAGCAUGGCGAGCGGCGUCACCUCGCCGACGCGUCCGCGCUCGACUCGGCGGGGUUGGCGGCGCUGCUCUCUGACUUGGACGACCGCGUGCGCCUGCCGAUGCACGGUGGAGCCGUGUACCUCGGCUUCCUCGGCGCCGCGCCGCUCGUCGCCGUGCCUCUCCUCUUCCGCCUUGCCAUCAGCCGCUUCAGCCGCCUCCUCGCCGUCGCCGUCGUCGCGCCGGCGGGGCUCGGGUUGUGCGCGCGGUGCCGGCGCACGCUCGGCGGCCGCUUCUUCCAGGCGACGUGCGGCACUUCCCUCGGCUACGCCUUUGGCGCCUUCACCCUCGUGCUCGGCGAGCACCUGCACUUUGGCGGCUGGCUGCUCACCGCCGUCGGCUUCGCCGCUUCGCUCGCGGCGGCGGCGGCGGCGCUCUGCGCUCUGGCGCUGAGGCGAGCGUGCGAGCUGCGGGGCGGGCCGGUGGGGAGGAUGUUGCGCGUUGCGGCGGAGGCGGACGAGUCGAGCCUUGAGCUCGCCCUCGCCGCAUUUGGCGCCGCCGCCGCGGCGCAGGCAGCCGUCACUUGGGUGUGGCUGUACUGA